Messenger RNA from Clupea harengus (Atlantic herring), 5204 nucleotides. It is a transcript of the gene znrf3, whose product is annotated as zinc and ring finger 3. The transcript has 7 exons. Lineage: Eukaryota; Metazoa; Chordata; Actinopteri; Clupeiformes; Clupeidae. The record is from RefSeq and is a predicted model, not a curated record. Bases 16 to 2781 code for a protein of 921 amino acids.
UAUUUACGUGAUUAAAUGCAGAUGGUGUAUUUUUCUCUGAAUUCCUCAUCAGAGAUCUUACUGGAUGUGUGGUUGCCUUUGCAGAUGCACCCUCUGGGCCUGUGCAACAACAACGAUGAGGAGGACCUGUACGAGUACGGCUGGGUGGGCGUGGUCAAACUGGAGCAGCCCGAGCUCGACCCCAGCUGCCUGACGGUCUUGGGAAAGGCCAAGAGGGCUGUACAGAGGGGGGCAACGGCUGUCAUCUUUGAUGUGUCUGAAAACCCGGAAGCCAUCGAUCAACUUAACCAGCUGGCGGAGGACCCCCUGAAGAGGCCAGUGGUUUAUGUGAAGGGAGCGGACGCCGUCAAGCUCAUGAACAUUGUGAACAAGCAGAAGGUGGCACGGGCCAGGAUCCAGCACAGGCCGCCCAGGCAGCCUGCAGAGUAUUUUGACAUGGGGAUCUUCCUGGCCUUCUUCGUGGUGGUGUCGCUUGUCUGCCUCAUCCUCCUGAUCAAGAUCAAACUCAAGCAGCGCCGCAGCCAGAGCUCUAUGAACAGGAUGGCCAUCCAGGCCCUGGAGAAAAUGGAGACUCGCAAGUUCAAGGCCAAGGUCAAAGGUCAGCGCGAGAGCAGCUGCGGGGCAUCCGACUCCCUGAGCAGCAGCUCCACGUCCGACUGCGCUAUCUGCCUGGAGAAGUACAUCGACGGGGAGGAGCUGCGGGUGAUCCCCUGUGCCCACCGGUUCCAUAAGAAGUGUGUGGACCCGUGGCUUCUCCAGCACCACACCUGUCCCCACUGCAGACAUAACAUUAUAGAACAAAAGAAGGGAAAUGCAGGCCCAGUGUGUAUGGAUCCUGGGAACCCAGUGCACAGCAGGCAGCAGCGGGUUGUGCUGCCUGUCCACUACCCCGGACGGGUGCAUCGCGCCGGGCAGGUGACGGCCUACCCAACCCGCACCAGCAUGGACCCCCACGGGAACCCAAUCACGGUGCUGACGGUGGACCAGCACCCCGAGCAGGGCCUCUACCCGGCCCAGUCGUCUGCCUUCCUGCGCGGCUACCCGACGCUGCACCUGGAGCACACGCUGGGGCCGCACCACUGCGCCCUGGAGCAUCGCGCUGCAUCCUCAGCCGCUGCAGCGGCUGCCGCCGCCGCUGCCGGUUACCCACAGCCGCACGGCGGCUUCAAGCGGCCCAAAUUCCACGGGCGCAACUUCUCGCGCCCCCCUUGCUUCUCGCAGUACGAGACUAUGUACCAGCACUACUACUUCCAGGGCCUGACCUUCCCACAGACUGACGGCCACACGCAGCCUGGAGGGGCCACAGGGCUUCCCCAUAAGGGCCACAGCCGUGCCUUCCAGCAGGGAUUACUAUACCCCACGGUAGUCCACAUGGCCCCUGCGUCCAGCUCUCGGCUGGGGGAUGUUGGCCUGGGGCCUGUAGGUGGCGAAGGGGCCAGUAGCAGUUCGGGGCUGAGCUGUUACCACGGUCACCGGUCGGUGUGCAGCGGCUACCUGGCAGACUGCCCUGGCAGCGACAGCAGUAGCAGCAGCAGCAGCUCGGCACAGUGCCACUGCUCGUCCAGCGACUCCAUGCUGGACUGCACCGAGGUCAGCAACCAGGGCGUCUACGGCAGCUGCUCCACCUUCCGCAGCUCGCUCAGCAGCGACUAUGACCCCUACGUCUACCGCAGCCGCAGCCCCUGCCGUGGGUCGGCCGGAGGGGAGGUGGCGGUGGUCGGGGCGGGGGCAGGGGUGGGAGGCGUGCCCGGUUCUGGGUCUAGCAUUGGCACUGGGUGUCCUUCCUCUACCAUGGGGGCCGUGGGCUCGGCCGAGGACUGCCCACCCUCGCCAAGGGGGCUGGACUGCAUGCAGCUGACUUCCCCACCACCCCCACCCCCGCCUGCCCCCUGCUAUACCCCUGGAGACCAUCAGCAGCAGCAACUCCUCUCCUCCUGUGGAAAGGACUCCCUUUGCAGUGGCCGCUCCAUGCUCCCUGAGCCACGGGAUGGUACCGACAGCACCAGCUCUACCUCAGCGGCCACCCCCCUCCACCACCACCACCGGGAAGCCUCAUUUGGGGCCGGCAUGGGCCGCCACAGGCCCUCGGUGGAGGAGGAGGACGAGGACGAGGAGGAGGACGAGAUGGAGGAGGAGAGCGGGGUUGGGGGGUGCAGCUGCUGCCUGGAGACCUUGCCGCUCCACCCGGGGCACGAGGUAGGGAGGCAGCGUGGCGCUCCCGGCCCGGCUCCCACGGACUUGUGUGGGCCGGGAGCGUCCGUCUCCGACCCCCUACCGGGUGGCGGGGAGCGUGGAGGGUACGACGGCCUGCCAUGCUGCUUCUACCAGGAGCUGGCGGUGCAGUGCGACUCCAGCGCAUGUGGCGCUGCAGGAGGGAGGAGUGGCGUGGGCUGCUACUCCGAGGACUACGCCGUAAGCGUUCAGUACUCGCAGGUGGACACCGACGGGCGCCCGCGGGACGCACAGGGCAGUCGCGAGCCCAGCCGCAGGAUCCCCAUCAUCCCUGGGGAUGUGGACGGCGAGCAGGGCCCCGAGCACGACCCUGAGCCCCGGGCGGCCCUGCUGCGGGCGUGCCGACUCGCCCAGGCUGAGGAGGAGCGGACUAGUGAGCGUGAGGAGCCCGCCAGGGCCCUCUUUCCUCCCUCAGGACCUUACCGGGUCGGACAGGUGUAUACGCAGGAGGCCGAGCUGGAGGCACGGGCCCUCUUCCCAGCCUCCAGGGCCUCCUCCGCACACAAUGGCACCGCCUGCACAGCCACUGACGAGGCCUGUGGGGUAUGAGACUCACAAACAUUACCCCAACCCCAACAACAAUGGCCUCCUCUAUCCAACCAACUCUUACCUUUUCUGCAGUUGCCUUGUAAACCUUCACUGAAUGUCAGCAUCAGAAACUGUGUGAGUUUCUACUGAGGUUUUCUCUUAUCAUCUCUUUGUUUCUCUCUCUCUUCUCUCUCUCUUUUUUGUUAUUUUUUUUUUCUCUUGAUGUCUCAUCAUCUUGCCUUGCUCUUUUUGAAAUGCCAUGAUGUAUAUCUAUUUGAUUCCUGUGGCCUUCUGCAAAAGUAGUAGUCAACAUUUAGGAAAAAAAACAUGCCGGUGUACGACACAGAGAGUCAUUGCAAAUGAUUGCACCAGUAUCAGCACACACAAAGCUCUCUAUUGGAGGGCUCGGGCAUAGAUAUGGCCACAGUCUGGCACGGAUCUAUUACAAAGUCAACUGCCAUCUGAAGAACUGCCUCUGUCUGGCGCAAAGGCAGGACCAUAUCGCGAUCGAUCGAUUGAUCGAUCGAUCGAUUCAUUCAUUCAUGCAUUUGUGUGUUCAUUCAUGCACACAAUUCAAGGUCUCUGCCUUUACACACCAGUGCCCCCCCACACACCCACCUUAAAUAGGACGGGCACUGUGUUUCCGAUUUCAAACAUUUUAGGAUCUUUUCUUUUUUUUACCAGUUUGCCAAGGUCAUAUUUGUACACAUCAUAAUAUCAGCACUCUUUGAAGAAUUGUUUUUACAUGCUAUAUCUCACAUGCACUUAAUGGUAUGUGUUGACAUAUAGCCAAAAUUAUCUGCAGUGCAUUGUGGGAAGGAACCAGUCAUCCCAAAGCAUUAUCAUGCUAUAGUUCAGAAGAGUUCAGUAAGGGAUUUUUUUUGUUUUUUACAGAACUAGUUUCAAUGCAGUUGUUUUUAGGAAGCUAAGCGGAUGAAUCAUGGGGUCUGAGUACUCCCUUUCCAACUUUCUCAGGGCUUGGGUCUUCUUUUGAAUAAUAAAACACAGACCAAGACAAAGGUUACAUUUUCUAGCAAAUCUACCAGCGAUUCGAAGAUGAGCUGUUAGGCUGUCUGUAGGGUAUAGCACCAGAGAGAGAGUGUGUGUGUGUGUGUGUGUGUGUGUGUGUGUGUGUGUGUGUGUGUGUGUGUGUGUGUGUGUGUGUGUGUGUGUGUGUGUGUGUGUGUGUGUGUGUGUGUGUGUGUGUGUGUGUGUGUGUGUGAGAGAGAUCAGUUGUUAAGGGGCUGGGAUUAUGGUGAUCAACUUAAUACUGCUUUACCUCUACUUUUGAGAAUGAUCUUCGAUUCAUACCAUCUUCUGACUGCUCCAUACAUACGUGUGUGUGCGUGCGUGCGUGCGUGCAUGUGUGUGUUCUUGUCUCAGUGAUAGUACAGCUCUCUUGUGAGUCUUUUUCUUACUAGGCCAAAGCACAAACUCAUUUGGAAACCAUUAGAAUGUGGUGGUGGGUUUCUGAAGCAAACUAAUUCAAAGCAGCAUCUUCGUUUUAAGCUUUUCACAAACACAAAUACAUACACAAACACUCUCUUUCUCUCUCUCUCUCCUUCUCUUCGCUAUCUGCCUAGCUGCUCUCUCUUGUCCUGUCGUUGUCUUAUUCUCUCACUCACACAUGUUAAACACAAGCUCACAAUCAUCCACACUGCAAACUCAUGCCUCUUUCUGUGUACACAGAGGAUUUUAUAUUGUUUCUAUGAAAUGUACCCACCAAGCUCACGAGUGGCAGUUGCUCGGAGGAGAACUCUUUUAUUUAUGUACCCGAUAGCCACGGAUUCUGGCCCGGAGUCUAAUGAAUUGCCGUGUCCGGGCCGGAUGCUGGUCGGAUCAGAACCUAAGUCUGCUACUGUCUAGGAUGCUGAUACUGUAACCUGGUGCCGUAAUUCAUGACGAUGAAUCUAAUCUUGCCUUGCAUAGAGAUAUGUACUGCAAAUAUAACAUUUUGGGGUACUUGAGUCACUAUUUAAUUUUUUUAUUGUUUGUAGCACUUAAGAAGAUUGUAUAAAAGACAAAUGUGUACAAAAAAUAAUAUUUUUUAAUUUUUUAAAAAUAUAAUUAUUUUCUCCAUCAUUACCAUUUUACAAAUGUUUUAAAAAGUAAAAAGGCUAGAAAUCAAUCUGUGUAUAUUUCAGUAUCUGUAUAGCAGCGCAUUUCAUAAAUGGAAAUAUGUUCUCUGAAUAUUUAUUUACUAAUAUAUUUAUCUUUAAGCCAUGUCUUAUGUUCAGAGUGUAUGAAAGGUUUGGAUUUUUUUUAUUAUUAUUAUUGCUUUGGUUUUUGAGAUCACUAACGUGAGACUUUGUAAAUACAUGGUAAUUGCACACAAAACAAUUAAAUAUUCUCUGACCAAAAACUGAUUUAAAAAAUGUAGUACCAUACAGUUUUGUAACAAAGUGUACAAAGUUCUGAAAAAUAUAUGGUUUUAUUCAAGUAAA